AUUCCGUCGCGGCUCUAUCGCUCUCUAAAUGGCGCUCACCAUGACCCUCGGCCAGAACAAGAUGUACAACGUGAUCCAGCAUUCAGCUCCUCAAGCGAACUGCGUCAUCGUGACCCAGCAAACUUCCGGCAAGAGACCGCUAGCUCCGGCUCCCGAAAGGACCUCGGUGCUGGUGGCGAACAACAGUGACCUCAGGUGCAAGAGGAAGAUACAGUUCUCGCCGUACGGUGCUCCGCCCCAGCAACCCGCUUCGGUGGCUAGAAGAAACGCCCGUGAACGAAACCGUGUGAAGCAGGUGAAUAACGGUUUCGCGACGCUCAGGUCUCACAUCCCGGGGAGAGGCGCCUCCAAGAAGCUCAGCAAAGUGGAGACGUUGCGGCUAGCCGUCGAGUACAUCCGGUCUUUGCAGCAAAUGAUCGAAGACUACGAAUCUGACGUGCAAACUUCGAACCCAGCGCACGCCAGUACCAGUGACAUCAAGUAUUACUCCGCAAACACAGACUCGAACAUCUACCAAGGUUCAUAUCCGGUUCUCUUACCUACGCCCGCAUGCUCAGAAGCGUCAGUGUCUCCGACGCCGUCGCAUAGUUCAGAAGGAUCUUUCUCCACCCAGAGCUAUACUGGAGCUCUGUACCAUCACGCGGAAAACUACGAGAACUACGAUCCGAAAAGUCCUGACGAUGACGAGGAACUGCUCGACGCUAUCUUCAGUUGGCAGCAAGAAUAA
This is a messenger RNA of Acanthoscelides obtectus, 727 nucleotides long. The record is from the annotation of a GenBank genome assembly. NCBI's taxonomy places the organism in Eukaryota, Metazoa, Arthropoda, Insecta, Coleoptera, Chrysomelidae.